UUCGUGGUUUUGCUGUGUCAAGCGCAAAGCAACCGUCCCCUCUUCCCUCGCGUUCUCCACACAUCAUCACACAUCAUCACCAUGGCAUCAUCCUCCGCCGCGUUGCAGCAGAGUUUAGGCGAGUCAGAAGUCUUUGAUCUCGUCUGCGACUAUCUGCGUACGCGUCAGUUCUUCGAGGCUGAGCGCACGCUGCGCUCUGAGCGCGAACAGGCCGAGGCCACGGGUUCUCCCAGGGCCGCGUCACCUGCACCUGCCGCCAACCAGCAGGACGCGACGCCGUCAGAAGACGCCACCGCUCCCUCACUAGCCUCGCGCCUCGAGUUUAUGCUAGAGCGCAGCUACGUGACGCAGCUGGUGUCUGGCACAGGUCAGGCAGAACCGGAGAAGAUCUUUGUGCCUCGCCACGAACUGGAGACGACUCCGAAGCGCGCACGUGCCAAUCUGGACGGCAACGAGGCGCUGGAGAUCGAGGACGUGAAUCGCAACACGUUGGAAGAGGGAGACGACGAGGAGUUUAACAUCAGCACGCGCAUUGUGAGCUUCGAGGCCUGCAAGGACGACCCGCAUGGCUCAGCCACCAUGCCAAUCUACCAGACGUCCACCUUCGCGCAACCUUCAGGCACUACCUUCGGUGCCUACGACUACACGCGCUCAGGCAAUCCCACACGCGCGGCUCUGGAGCGUCAGAUGGCCGAGCUUGAGGGCGGACACCGUGCCUUUGCCUUCACCAGUGGCAUGGCCGCGCUGUCCGCCGUUUCUCGUCUGGCACAUGCCGGCGACGAGAUCGUGCUCUCUGACGACUCAUACGGCGGUACUUACCGCCUACUAAGCAAGGUCGCCACCAAGAACGGCGUCACCGUUAAGUACGUGGACCUGUCGGGCGAGAACGGUCCGAAGAACCUGCUGGCGGCACUCAGUGACAAGACCAAGCUGGUCAUGAUGGAGUCCCCCACCAACCCCAUGCAGCGUAUCUGCGACAUCAAGCGUCUUGCCGAGGCUGCGCACACAGUCGGCGCCUUGCUGUCCGUGGACAACACGAUGAUGAGUCCUAUCCUGCAAAACCCUCUCAAACUCGGUGCCGACAUUGUAGUGCACUCUGCCACCAAGUUCAUCUGUGGCCACAGUGACACCAUGUCCGGUAUCGUCAUCGCCAAAGACCCAGAGCUUUGCCGUGACGUUUAUUUCUACCAGAACGCAGAGGGAACUGGCCUCGCGCCGUUCGACUGCUGGCUGCUACUACGUGGCGUCAAGACCAUGAGUCUGCGCGUACUGGCAGCCCAGAAGAAUGCCGCCAAGGUCGCCAACUUCCUGAACGACCACCCUCUCAUUAAGACGGUGCACUACACGAAUCUACUGCCCGAGAACUCGCCCGAUCGCAAGAUCCACGACUCGCAGGCCCGCGGUUGUGGCUCCGUCGUGUGUUUCCGCACCGGUUCACUCGCCUUCUCGCAGCAUCUGCUGACUGUGACGAAGCUGUUCAAGAUCACGGUCAGCUUCGGUAGCGUUAACUCGCUGAUCUCGCUGCCUGGCGCCAUGUCACACGCCAGUAUUCCGGAGGAAGUGCGUAAGGCGCGCUCGUUCCCGGAGGACCUGGUGCGUCUGUCCAUCGGUGUGGAGGACGCGAAGGAUCUCAUCAAAGAUCUCUCGCAGGCGCUGCAGUCGUACGUGCCUCCUCAGGAGACGCAGUAAAGCGACAAAGAGUGAUAGUUCGAGAGUUCAAGUGGGACCCUCUGAAUUCGGGUGGGGGCUGGUAACAAGCCUAGCCACUCUUCAUGGGGUCAGCGUAUUCACGGAGAUUUUCUGACAUCUGCCAAGAGCUGCUAAAGAAGACAGCUCUUCGUUGUGUCGGAAGUCUCUCGUGGUGCGUCGGAUCAUUUAACCCGUAGCACACGACGGUGUGUUGCGCACUUUGAAUCCACAUGUGAACUGUCGAGAUCGACAGUAUUUGGAGUGGUAACUACCCCGACAAAUUAGUGUAGACUACGAGUUUGUUAGAGUCGGGGGAGCAUGCUACUAGUGCAAAUGCAACUCGAUGGAGACGGUGACAGUGUUAUCGUUCAGAAAUUCAGUAUCUUACCAUCAA
Molecule: messenger RNA, 2083 nt
Organism: Phytophthora nicotianae INRA-310
Lineage: Eukaryota; Oomycota; Peronosporomycetes; Peronosporales; Peronosporaceae
Product: cystathionine beta-lyase
Exons: 1
Coding region: 82-1689 (535 amino acids)
Biological process (GO): transsulfuration; 'de novo' L-methionine biosynthetic process
Cellular component (GO): cytoplasm
Molecular function (GO): pyridoxal phosphate binding
Source: RefSeq, a predicted model, not a curated record